Ornithorhynchus anatinus (platypus) is the source of this 5927-nucleotide messenger RNA. RefSeq names its product Ral GEF with PH domain and SH3 binding motif 2 (gene RALGPS2). Gene Ontology annotation, molecular function: guanyl-nucleotide exchange factor activity. Bases 270 to 2021 code for a protein of 583 amino acids. Gene Ontology annotation, biological process: positive regulation of GTPase activity; Ras protein signal transduction. The transcript is spliced from 21 exons. The record is from RefSeq and is a predicted model, not a curated record. NCBI's taxonomy places the organism in Eukaryota, Metazoa, Chordata, Mammalia, Monotremata, Ornithorhynchidae. Gene Ontology annotation, cellular component: plasma membrane.
CCAGCGCCGGCCCAGGGGCUCCCGAGGAGGAGCCGCCGGGACCGGUCACCGACAGAGGCGCCCGGAGCCGCCGCCGCCGCCGCCGCCCAGCCCCGUUGGACGCGGACCUGCGGAGGAGCCGGGCAAUUUUUUCAUAGUUGGCAAAACUCUCCAGACUGAAGUGCAUUAUUGAUUGGUUUUAAAUGGAAUGAUGUAUUUGGUGCCUUGGACAUGAAAUAAGCAUAACUCUGCCUGCUGUAAGCAUAGGACUGAGGACCGAUGUGGGAAAUAUGGACCUAAUGAAUGGGCAGACGAGCAACGUUAAUAUUGCAGCUACUGCUUCCGAGAAGAGUAGCAGCUCUGAAUCAUUAAGUGACAAAGGUUCUGAACUGAAGAAAAGUUUCGAUGCUGUGGUAUUUGAUGUUCUCAAAGUUACACCAGAGGAAUAUGCGGGUCAGAUAACACUCAUGGAUGUUCCAGUAUUUAAAGCUAUUCAACCAGAGGAGCUGUCAAGUUGUGGAUGGAAUAAAAAAGAGAAGUAUAGUUCUGCACCAAAUGCAGUUGCCUUCACACGGAGAUUUAAUCACGUAAGCUUUUGGGUUGUAAGAGAGAUUCUUCAUGCACAAACAUUAAAGAUAAGAGCUGAAGUUUUGAGCCACUAUAUUAAAACCGCCAAGAAACUGUAUGAGCUGAAUAAUCUACAUGCCCUAAUGGCAGUCGUGUCUGGUUUACAAAGUGCCCCCAUAUUCAGACUCACCAAAACUUGGGCGUUACUGAGUCGAAAAGACAAAACUACCUUUGAAAAGUUGGAAUAUGUUAUGAGUAAAGAAGAUAAUUACAAAAGACUUAGGGAUUAUAUCAACAGCUUGAAGAUGACACCUUGCAUUCCAUAUUUAGGUAUCUAUCUGUCUGAUUUGACAUAUAUUGACUCAGCAUACCCGUCUACUGGCAGCAUAUUGGAAAGUGAGCAAAGAUCAAAUUUAAUGAAUAACAUCCUUCGAAUAAUUUCAGAUUUACAGCAAUCCUGUGAAUAUGAUAUUCCCAUGUUGCCUCAUGUCCAAAAAUAUCUAAACUCUGUUCAGUACAUAGAAGAGCUACAAAAGUUUGUGGAAGAUGACAAUUACAAACUUUCAUUAAAGAUAGAGCCAGGGACCAGUACACCACGUUCUGCUGCUUCCAGGGAAGAUUUAGUAGGUCCUGAAGUAGGGGCGUCACCACAAAGUGGACGAAAAAACAUUGCAGCAGAAGGAGCCUUGCUACCCCAAACACCCCCAUCACCAAGGAACUUGAUACCACAUGGCCACAGGAAAUGCCAUAGCUUGGGCUACAAUUUUAUUCACAAAAUGAACACAGCAGAAUUUAAAAGCGCAACAUUCCCUAAUGCGGGACCAAGGCAUCUAUUGGAUGACAGUGUCAUGGAGCCCCACGCACCAUCCCGGGGGCAGGCUGAGAGCUCAACUCUUUCCAGUGGAAUAUCAAUAGGUAGCAGUGAUGGUUCAGAACUUAGUGAAGAAACUUCAUGGCCUGCUUUUGAAAGGAACAGAUUAUACCAUUCUCUCGGUCCGGUGACAAGAGUGGCACGAAAUGGCUAUCGAGGCCACAUGAAGGCCAGCAGUUCUGCUGAAUCUGAAGAUUUGGCUGUGCACCUGUAUCCAGGAGCAGUUACAAUCCAAGGUGUUCUCAGGAGAAAGACACUAUUAAAAGAAGGCAAAAAACCUACGGUAGCAUCUUGGACGAAAUAUUGGGCAGCAUUAUGUGGGACUCAGCUUUUUUACUAUGCUGCCAAAUCUCUGAAGGCUACAGAGAGAAAACAUUUUAAAUCUACAUCUAACAAGAAUGUGUCAGUGGUAGGGUGGAUGGUGAUGAUGGCUGAUGACCCAGAACACCCAGACCUCUUCUUACUGACAGACUCUGAGAAAGGAAACUCAUACAAGUUUCAAGCUGGUAAUAGAAUGAAUGCAAUGCUGUGGUUCAAACAUCUGAGUGCCGCCUGCCAAAGCAACAGACAACAGGUUCCUGCCAACUUGAUGACUUUUGAAUAAAAGCCUGAAAGCCUGAAAAAGAAGAGUUGAUGAACUAUGGACUGUGUGUUGCCCUCAAGUAGGGGAGAGGACCGUGCCAGCUAAUAAACUUAAUUCUGUGCCAGGACAGAGCCAAGAGGCUCAGUCUCAAGACUUUGGAGUACUGAACAAACAAAAAAAGCACUAAUUUCAGGGAAUGGAGUCACAAUUAGUGAUGUUCCCAGAGUGAAAUUUGGAGUUGAAACAUGAACUGCCAUGGACCAUGCUUCUUAAUUAUCUCUGAACUGACCUGUGGAAACCACUGCCUUAAAGAGUGAAAGGAAAACCAACAAGAAACACCAAAUAGUGUGUGUGAAUCUUCUGGCGGUGCUGUGCUUGAUAGAUUGUAGCUAGUUUGCAUUUCUUUUAACUUUGUACUAAUUUUGGAGGGGAAAAAAAUCACCUUUUUUAGAUAUUCUUUAAAAAGAGUAAAACAUAUUUCUUAGGGGUUGCAUCGAGCUGGGUUUGAACUGGGGAUAAAAGGUACUUUGCGUUCUAGGGAUUAUACCAGCAGCCCUCUUUAGGAGCUUGUUUCAGUCUCCACUGUGGAGCCCCACUCAUUCUCUCAGACCAGGUGUAUCAGAACUGUAAAAAUUGUGAAGUUUUGGGUUUUUUUUUAAACACUAAACUUGCAAACCUUAGUACUGUAUGGGAACAUCAUUUCCUGAAAGAGGCACAAAGGCUGAGUGUUUAUACACCAGAUAGGUUUCUUUUUUAAUAGAAUAGAGAACAAGGUUGUUUCUGUUUAGAAUACAGUCUAGUAGUCUAGUUAUAUGUGUUAGUGUAUGACCAGAAGGUAUACUUAGGAGAAGACUACUAUUUUCCUGUCUUAGGCAUUAUCGUGCCUGAGAUGGUUUUCACAGUACCACAUCUCACAAUUAGGACGGUGUUUUCCUUAGAAGUCCAUUUUCCAACCUGUGUUAAUUUGUGUCAUUAGUCUCUCUGAUUUCAAAGUGUUAUGUGCCUGUUGGUUUCAACCUUCAGGAGUUUUCAUUUUGCAGUGUUCAAAGUGCACAGUGCCAGAGUUUUCUUCUUUAUAUUAUUAUUUUCAGCUAACAUUGACAUUCAAGGUGAGCUUCAGUAGCACAUUGACUUUAAGAACGAGGAAAACUUUUUCUAAGUCUUAAGGCCCACAAAGCAAUCAUUUUCAAAGGGAAAAAAGGAGAAUGACUAAAUGAAUUGAGAGAUGGGCAUUCCUUGUAAUGAGAAAGACCCCAUUCACUGUAUAGGCCACUUACAAAAUAUUAGUCUGAUUUAUCUUGGGUGAUUGUAAUCACAAAAAUGUGUCUUCUUUGGAAUGCCUCACCUAGUAGCAAAAUGGGUGUAUGCGGGUGUGCAUAUUGAAAUUGUUACACAGUCUAAAUCUUCAUCACCUUGGAAAAUAACCUUCACUAAAAGGAAUACCAGAAAAUGAGUUUUGGGGACCCUAAAUUUCUAAGACAAUCCACAGUGGUUAAUAUUUCUAGUAAUUGAUCUAUUUGUACAUCUCUUUCCAUGAUUUUGUUUUAUGAAGAAAAAGUAAUUGUGUGCAGUCAGUCACAAUAUUUCAUUUCUUCUUCACCCUAAGUAUUUAGGCUUUGACUCAGUGAAACUAGAACAGGGAGAGGAGCUGUCCCUGUCAAUACCUAAAGAUCAACUCUAAAAGAAAAGGAUAUUCCAAGUGUUAGAAAUUAGCAAUGUAAUUUUCUUAUGUUUCUAAAGAGGUUAGAACACCGUUAGAAGUAUCUUGUGAUUUAGUGUCCGUUAUAUGUUUUUUUUCUUUGGUGUAUGUACCAUUCAUUUUUGACUUGAAGUGUUUUAUUUUGAAAAAUGGCAUGGGUGGGGAGAGAGAGAUGGGAAGGGAGGUUGCCUGAAACAAAUCAUUUUUUGGUUCUCUCAACUCCCAAGUUUAACCCAUGUUGGGUACAAAGCAAAGACACCAUCUGCAUAGCCAGCAGUAUUACUAUGUAGACUUUGCACAUCUUUCAUUUAUGUUUUCAUUUUUAAAAAUUACGUACAUGUGUUUCGUUUCUUUUCAGAAAUAAGUGUUUUUAACAAUGUGUGUACUUUUUUAAAAGCACUGUGUGGCUGAGAACCCUGUGGUUUUGGAUUUUUAAAUAAGCUAAUCUAGUUAAGUUGCAGACUGACCAUAUCUGUUCUUGUGUCAGUAAGUGGAGAUACUGUCACUGGGAGUCAGAGACUGACAUCAUACAAUUUUGCUGAAGAGAGAGCCUUGUGGGAAGGUGUGUUUGAUUUUGUUUUUCAACUCUAGUUUAAUUUCUAGUGCUUAAAAAAAAUCAGAGCCAGUAGAGGGAUGUAUAGUAGAGAUUUUGUUGAUCGAAUUUGCCAAUCAGAACUGCAGCUUGAUUCUCUGAUUCUCUUUUGACCUUAAGGGGGAGAGGCUUUUUUUUUCUUCUUCCAAACCCCAAAUUCAUCCAUUCCUGGAAGGAAUUUCUUAAUGAUCCCCCAAUACUCUCAGAAAUAUGCAAAGUUACAAAAACAUUUCUGAGAUAUCUACAUCCCGAGAUUUCAAUGAAUGGUUCUGCUGACAAAGGAAAUUUGAUUUGAUACUAAGACGAUGUAUGGGAACUAGAAGUCUAAGUUGAGUAGUGACACAUUAUAAACCUCUUUGAAAAUACUGAGUUACAUACUUCCAAAUGCUAUCUAGAUUCAUGCAAAGAUUUGUAGCAGCUGGAAUUUCCAGGUAUCUGCCAGAUAACCGUAGUUCCUUUGCUGUUAAAGUGGCCAUUGUCAUGGUCUUUUACAAAGUGCUUGAUCUGAAAUUUUACUAACAUCACUUUGUUCUUUCCAUCAAAAGAGGUAUUUUUAAUUGUAUUGUAAUAUAAGAUUCUGAUCACAAAAUAUGAAUUCAGCACAGCCUCAAGACUUCUGUAUCACAAGACACCUAAAGUUUUCCUUACUUUUUAAGUUCAUACUACUUCCUACUGAUUCCUGCUGCACGUUCAAGCACAUUUUAAUGUAUAUCUAGUUCUGCUUCUACCAAAAGUUUAGCACUGAAGAGUUUGUGUGAGAAUGGAUCAAACACACCUUCCUUGUCAGUUUGUUGUUUUCUAAAAUUAGGAAAAUUUGUGUUGAUUUUUUUUACCAAAAGGGGUCCGAACAACAUGAGCUUGAGUGUUCUCUCUUCCUGGGUAGGUGCUUCAUUUUAUAAACUCUUUCCUGUGGAAAAUGCCAUAUGACUACUGCACAAUGACCUGUGUUGGGCUGUGCUGAUAUUCAGUAUAUCCGAAUGUCUGGAGUCCACCAGGAGUCAGGAUGAUUGUAGCUGCACAGUAUUUAUUCUAGUGUUUAAUUCUCUUCCAGAAAAUGUACUAGGGAUCUUUAGAAAAUAAAAGUUGCUGGGUGGGGAAUUAAAGAAUAGGAAAACCCCUCCACAUACAUUUACUGAAAAGCUGUUUUGAGAAUUAGCAUUCUGUCAUAGCAGCCUCUCUACCUCCAUAUUUCUUUACUGUGCUAUAGGCUUUAUCUGACCUAUUUGGAAUCUUCUGAGGAUGUUUCCAGUCCACAGACUUGGAGAUCAGCAAAAGAGGUAACUACUGUGAGCAACAACUUUACUACUGAAAAUGCAGUUAUGCAGCAGAAAAUGAAUUUAUUAGGAAGCAGAGAGGCUACUGCUUCUUUUACUGAUAGAGAUUUCUAGUCCUAACAUUCAUUUUUUUGCCAUUUCAUGAAGCACAUUCCUUUACAGUCAAAUUACUGGAUCUCAUAUUAUCUUCCUCUGCAAAACUGCAAGUGUUGUCUGCAAAAAGACCCUUUUGAGCUGAGCAAAAGUUAAGUUUUGUUCUUCAAAAGUUCAUUGUAUGAUUGGAUCCCUUUUGUGUAAAUGAAGAAUUGGACUGUAUCUUGGCCCCCACUGUUUCAGGUCUCUGUAAGAAGCAGCAAAUGGUA